AUGCAGACCCUGGUGUGGUUCCUGGGUGAUCAGCCCCUGGACAGCGCUUCCUUUGUGGACAUACAACUCCGGGAGUGGGGUCACUUGGCUACAGAAAGGGAUCUGGGCUCUGCUACUGUAUUUCUAACAUCUCUUGCUGCAAAACCAAGCAGCAUCCUCACCCUGAAGGACCUGCCCCUUCUGGACAGAGGCCACCAGCCGACAGGCUGUACCACCAAUUUAAGUGCCUCCUACACCCCUCCAGGACUCAAGGCCAUAGGGGAGCCAGGAAAACAAAAAGCCAGUGGUGAAGGGGCACACGGUUGGGUCACCACAGCCAUCCAGAGUAUCACAGGAAAGGAUCAUCAGAGGGAAGGAAUCAGCGGCAGAAUAAAUUCCAGAAGAGAACUCGCAGACAAAAAACAGGACUUCCAGGUGCGUGUGAGGAUCAUUGAAGGCCGCCAGCUCCAGGGAAACAACAUCAAGCCCGUGGUGAAGGUCUUCAUCGGAGACCACGUGUACAGGACGAGAAUCAAAACGGGGAACAACCCCUAUUUUAAUGAGAUAUUUUUCCAGAACUUCCAUGAGACACCUACUCAGCUCUUUGACGAGACCAUAAACAUACAGGUGCUGAACUCAAGGGCGGUGCGAGCAGAUUCCAUCAUUGGAGUGUUCAAGCUUGAGGUUGGCCGUGUGUAUGACUCUCCUGGUCAUGCUCUCAGCUGGAAAUGGCUCAGCCUUUACCACCCGACUCAUCUGAAUGCUGGCUUGAGAGGCUACUUGAAAGUCAGCCUUUGUGUGCUUGGAGCCGGGGACCAGGCACCGGAGCUGGACAAGCCUGCGGAGAGCGAGGACGUAGAGUCCAACCUUCUCAAGCCAGCAGCGAUGCCCAUAUGCAUGGCCACCUUUCAGCUCCGCAUAUACAGAGCUGAGGAUAUGCCCCAAAUGGAGGACUCUUGCCUGCAUUACUUUAGGUCCAUGUUCCAGAUGCAUGUCGACAAAAGGAUCUGCGCUGACCCUUCUGUGGAAGUUAGUUUUGCAGGGAAAACGCGCUGCACCAGAGUGAUGCCAAGAAAUGCCAACCCGGAGUGGAACCAGGUGCUGUUCUUUCCUGCCCAGUUACCGGCCGUGUGUGAUAAGAUCAAGCUCACCGUGCUGAACGGGGACCGAGCAGGAAAGAGGGACGUCCUUGGGACCACCUACAUCAGCCUGUCCCAGGUGUCCUCCACAGGGGCUGAGAUAGAAGGGGAUUUCUCCGGGUUCCUGCCAUGCUUUGGACCCAGCUUCCUGACCCUCUAUGGGAGCCCCAGGGAAUUCACCAGCCUCCACGACCCAUAUGAGAAACUCAACUCUGGGAGCGAGGAAGGGGUGGCCUAUCGAGGUCGGAUUCUAGUGGAAUUAAACACCAGUAUGGAUAGGACCCCCCAGCAGGAAAUAGAGGAGAUCCCUGCAGAGGCUGUUGCCAAGGUGGAGCGAUACUUGUCACGGCGCAAGUACGGCCUGUGUGCCAUCUUCUAUUCAGCCACCAUGCUGCCCGCUAUCAAGGAGCUGAUCCAGUUUGAGGUCAGCAUCGGGAACUAUGGCAACAAGUUUGACGUGACCUGCAAGCCUUGUGCCUCAACCACCCAGUACAGCCAAGCUGUGUUUGACGGAAACCAUUAUCACUAUCUGCCAUGGUACGACACCAAGCCAAUGGUGGCCAUCACCUCUUUCUGGGAGGACGCUAGCUACUACAUGGACACCCUGAACAUCCUGCACUCCACACGGGACAGGCUGACAUUGAAUCUGGAUGCUCUGAGAUCCGUCCAAACCGCCGAGGAUCCAUCUUUGGGUGACGUCUGGAAGAAGCUGCUGAAAGAGCUGCUGGAGGACUGCAACAGGCCACUGCCCAGUUUGGAAGGUCGGGUGACAGCCACAGGCCUGGAUCAGCAGCUGAGGGACCUGCGUGGUCGGCUCCUCCACCAAGUAGCCAGGUCUGCAGAAAGGCUGAGCGCUGGGACGAACCCAAAGACCCUGAUCCUCAAGGUAGAGGACUGGCUGCAGAGGAUCAACUCCGUCACUCCGGAGCCCCAAGCCGGCAUGCCCGACGUGGUGAUCUGGAUGCUGUGCAAGGAGAAGCGGGUGGCCUAUGCCCGCGUGAAGGCUCACACCAUCAUGUUCUCCAAGGCCGGUCCCUGCGCCUGCGGCAAGCUGUGCGGGAAAACCCACACCCUCUUCCUGAAGAGCCCUCAGCGAGAUGGGAAGGACACCAUCCAGGGCCAGCUGCGCAUGCGAAUGUGGCUGAGUCUGGUGUCCGACAGCCAGGAGUUCAUGAGGCACUGCGAGGGGAAGAUCGGGGUCUAUGCAGAGACGUACGAGAACCAGGUGAAGAUCUUUGGGAAGUGGGGGCCCAAAGGGCUGAUGCAGCACCCCAGCUUCUCAGACAUAACCGGGAAGAUUGGUGUCCCGAGGGACAAGUUCCAGCUGCCCAAGGGCUGGCACUGGGAUGGCGACUGGGCGGUGGAGCCACAGAGGAGGCUGCUGCUGGAUACUGAGACCAACCACAGUGAGGUGCUGGAGGAGGUGUACGAGAACGAAAGUCGGCAGCCAGGGGAAGAGUGGGCCCCAGCCCCUUCUCCCAACACCGAUGCGGGCGGAGCUGCCGUCUCCCCAAAGGAAGGGAUCAUGUGCCCUAAGGGCUGGCACUUCGAGGAAGGCUGGAGGGUGGAGGUGAACCGAGCUGUGGAUGAGUCUGGCUGGGAGUACAGCAUUGGUAUCCCCCCCACCGGAACACCCCAGUCCUGGAAUGCAACAGAGAAGACGUACCACACGCACCGGCGUCGGCGCUGGCUGCGGAGACGCUGUCGGGACCUGAACGCUCAGACCCAGGAGCAGGAAAUCGCCUCCUUUCUCCAGCUGCACUAUACAGGGAAGCCGGCGGAAGAGGACACCUGGGAAUAUGCCUCCUUUUUUGGCUGGAAGUUCCACCUGCAGCCCCGGCCGCAUGACACUUACCGGCGGCGCUGCUGGCGCAGGAAGCUCGUGCCCGUGCAGCCCACCAGGGUGGCUCCCAUUUUCCUCUUGGAGGGCUCCCUGCUGAACACUCCUCUGAUCACCUGUAUCUUCCAGCGUGAUUACUACCAGCUGCACUGCUACAUCUACCAAGCCAGGGAUCUGACACCAAGCGAUGGCAGGAGCUCCUCCGAUCCCUAUGCCCACGUGUCCUUCCUGCACAGAAGCCAGCGCACACAGACCUUGACUGCCACCUUGAGCCCCAGCUGGGACCAGACCCUCAUCUUCGACCAUGUGCUGAUUUACGGAGACCCCCAGGCCACCCGGCAGGACCCGCCACUGGUGGUUUUGGAGUUGUUUGACCGGGAUAUCAUUGACAAGGAUGACUUCCUGGGGAGGAGCAUGUGUUCCCCACUGGUAUGUCUGGAUCUCGGAUCUCGACACGUCCCCCGCCUCCAGUUGUAUCCAAUCACAAAGCAACAGAAGGAAGCGGGCGAGCUCUUAGCUGCCUUUGAGCUCCUAUUGGAUCCCAAGGAUGGUGCACCAGGCCGCCUUCCCACCCCCUCCUGGAAGAACGGGGUCUACGUCAUCCCUAGCGACAUCCGGCCCACGCUGAGACUGAUGGCCAUUGAGAUCCUGGCCUGGGGCCUGCGGGGCCUGCAGAGCUACAACCUGCUGAGUGUCAUGGCACCAAGCCUGGUGGUGGAGUGUGGAGGAGAGGCCAUCCAGACGGCUCCCAUCAGAGACCUCCACGAGAACCCCAACUUCCCAAUCAAUGUCUUCCUCAUGAGAGUGCACCUGCCCAUGGAAGAAGAUUUAAUGCCCCCCAUCGAGCUGAAGGUCAUGGACAACCGGGAGUUUGGGUACAAGCCAGUGGUGGGCCAGGCCAGCGUGAGAUCCCUGCGCCAGUACAUGUGCGAGCCAUCCGCAGAGGGGCACCAUCCCAGCCUGCCACCCCCAGGCUUGACAGAAUCGAUUGUAAUUGAAUUGUGAAAUUCCAAAAAUUAAAGCUUUAUAGCCAAUAAAACACAAAUUGAGGAGGAGGAGUGUGUCGACUGGUGGAGCAAGUUCUAUGCUGCCACGGGGGAUCUGGCAAAGAGCGGCGGCUACCUGCAGACAGGGCUGGACAGCCUAAAGGUCUAUAACUGUGAGUUGGAGGCUGUGCCGGAGUUCCAGGGCCUGCAGGAUUUCUGCCAGACCUUCAGGCUGUACCGUGGGCAGGUGCGGGAGGAGGCCAGUGAAGACCCCCUGGUGGUCGGGGAAUUCAAGGGACUCUUCCAGAUCUACCCACUGCCAGAGGACCCCAGCUCCCCACCACCGCCACGCCAGUUCCAGGAGCUGCCCGAAAGCCAACCCCAGAAGUGUCUGGUCCGGGUUUACAUCGUCCGGGCCUUUAACCUCCCGCCAAAGGAUAGGAAUGGCCUGUGCGACCCCUACGUGCGGCUCACCCUAGGCAAGAAGAAGCUGGGGGACAGAGACCAGUAUCUGCCCAACACCCUGGAACCUGUCUUCGGCAGGGUGUUCGAGCUCCCGUGCACCCUCCCGCUGGAGAAGGACUUGCAGAUCUCGCUCUUUGACUACGACCUCAUCCUCCCUGACCAGAAGAUAGGGGCCACCAGCAUCGACCUGGAGAACCGGCUCCUGUCCCGCUUCCGGGCCAACUGCGGGCUGCCCCAAUCCUACUGCAUUUCCGGCCCCUGUCAGUGGCGAGACCAGCUGCUCCCCACCCAGUUACUGGAGAACUUUGCCAGGAUGAGGAGUCUGGCCCUGCCCGAGUUCAGCGCAGACGGGGGCAAAGCCACUUUCAUGGGCAGGGCCUUCCUGCUGGCGCAGUUCGAGAGCAAGGUCCCUGCGCACAGUCACCUGGGGCCCCCAAGAGAGCGCCUGGCCCUGCACCUGCUCCACACCUGCGGGCUGGUCCCCGAGCACCUGGAGACCAGGACCCUGUACCACAGCAUCCAGCCCGGCAUUGACCAGGGGAAGCUGCAGAUGUGGGUGGACGUUUUCCCAGAGAGUUUUGGCCCCCCAGGCCCUGCAUUCAACAUCACCCCACGGAUGCCCAAACGGUACGAGCUGCGCUGCGUCGUCUGGAACACGCGGGACGUGGAUCUGCGGGACACCAGCAUCACGGGGCAGAGGAUGAGCGACAUCUAUGUGAAAGGGUGGCUGGAUGGCCUGGAGGAGGAAAGGCAGAGAACCGAUGUCCACUACAGGUCCCUGGGAGGAGAGGGCAACUUCAACUGGAGGUUCAUCUUCCCCUUCGAGUUCCUGCCCAUGGAGCAGGUCUGCGUCCUGCCUGAGAAGCAACAUCUCUGGAGUCUGGAUGAGACGGUGCUGAAGGUGCCCCCCAAGCUCAUCCUCCAGGUGUGGGACAACGACAAGUUCUCGGCUGACGAUUUUCUCGGGGUUCUGGAAAUCAAACUGCUCAGCAUGCCCUGCCCAGCCAGGCGCCCCCGGGCCUGCACCCUGAAAAUGCUGCAGGAUGAGAGCGACUCCCCCACCCCACCCCGCUGCCCCAGGAGAACCUCCCUCUUCAAGCAGAGGCUCGCCCGAGGCUGGUGGCCGUGCAUGGUGCAGGAGGAGGGCAGACAGCGGCUGUCGGGCAAGAUUGAGCUGACGCUGGAGCUGCUGACGGACAAGGAGGCAGAAGAGCGGCCUGCUGGGAAGGGAAGGGAGGAGCCAAACAUGAACCCCACCCUGCACCCACCCGUGCGCCCAGAAGCCUCGUUCCUGUGGUUCACGGCCCCCCUCAAGAGCCUGCGCUACAUCCUCUGGCAGCCGCACAAGUGCAAGAUCAUCCUGGGGGUCAUGAUGUUCCUGCUGCUGCUCCUGCUUGCAGCCUUCAUCUACGCCACCCCGCGCUACUUGGCCAUGAAGCUGAUAAACCCCUUCCGCAGUCUCCAUUCCUUCGGGAGCCUCAAUCCUCUGGCGGGGAGCAGCGGGAGCCCGUAG
Molecule: messenger RNA, 5922 nt
Organism: Malaclemys terrapin pileata
Lineage: Eukaryota; Metazoa; Chordata; Testudines; Emydidae
Gene: FER1L5
Product: fer-1 like family member 5
Exons: 51
Biological process (GO): macrophage activation involved in immune response; T-tubule organization; negative regulation of phagocytosis
Cellular component (GO): cytoplasmic vesicle; T-tubule; membrane
Molecular function (GO): calcium-dependent phospholipid binding; calcium ion binding
Source: RefSeq, a predicted model, not a curated record